AUGGCACCGCGCAGCAAAUAUUCUCCUGAGCAGAUUGCAUUCAUGCAAACUUACCACGAGAAAUUCCUUCAGUGUAAAGCAAACAAGAACUACGAGCCGUUCUGGUCUCCGUUCUUCGAGGAAUGGUCCAAGGAUAUUCCCCUUGAUGAGGCGUUGUCCGAGGAGCAACUGGUAGCUGUAGCAGAAUCCUGGACGCUGCGUCAACAGAUGCUGGGCCACAUCAUGAAGAAAGGUUCUGCCGAAAAGAACUAUCGUGUCUUGAAGCCAUGGGAGAUGUACUCGAAGAUUCACUACCACGACAAGGUCAAGGAUGCUGUCAUAGCCAAACAGGGUUCAUCUUCUAAGCCAACUAAGGAAUCCGCCAUCCAUGUCAUCACGCAACAGACCAAGAAAGCGUUUGAGGAAGAAUCAGAGGAAGUUAGAGAAAAGGUCUUUGCAGCCGUGGAGGCAAUGAAAGAGAAGAAGCGUGCUGAGAUACAGGAGGCAAGGGAGCAGAACAAGUCUGAUGUGAACAAGGAGGCUUACAUAUCCAAAAUCGCAUCAAUUCUGACUCAGUUCUUCGAAGAGCUGCAUGAGAUGACGGAUUGGGUGUUCACAGUCCUGAUGGGCGGUCCAGACCCUGCUAUGGGAGGUGCUCUAGACAUUAGCAGCUUCCAUGUCGGUGCAACAAAAAACAACAAUCGGUUCAGCCAGACGUACCCUGACUUUACACAGAAAGUUAUGGUCCCUUAUACACAGUUUGUAGAGUGUGUGUUUCCUGAAGCAGCAACACUCACCAGGGCAAAAUGCUCACUACCGUCCGGCACGUCAGCAUUACCUGCGCACGUGUCCUCCUGCCAAAAUGAUGACGCUCUGGGAGGUAUCGCUACUGAUAUAUCACCUGUCUUUUCCGGGCCCGCAUUACCUGCACAUGCGCUCAAUACUUUCACCUUCAACAACCAAAAUGAUUACCAUUCGGCCGCUGCAUCUCAGAUUCACGAUCACUCAGACGUCAACUUCUUCUCUGACUUCCCCCAAAAACCAGUUGACACGGCCAAGGAUAUGGAGUUAACGCAACCAUUAGUAUUGCUCCCUGCGCCUCCUCGGUCUCCUAAUACAGCAUAUCCUUCGCCUUCUUUGAUCCAACUUCUUCUUGCCGACUCAACUUUGCAACCGUUGAUUGAGCAAGACCCUCCAUUGAACUAUGGUCUGUCAUCACCCCCUCGAAUCCGCCAUCAAUUCCAUAACUUGGGUGGUUUGGAGACAACCACCGACCGCGAGUAUGUCUUCGACCACAUAGAUGGUCCUCCAGCGUCAGUUUCUGUCCCUGAACAGACUGCGUCGCUUCCCCCGCUUCCUCCGGUUCCUUCGGCAUCAGCUUCUUUUCUCACACAGUCUACGCUGCUUCCUGCUCCUCCCCCAGUGACAAGUUCUCCAAAACAAGAUCCUCCGGUUCCUUCGGCAUCAGCUUCUUUUUCCACACAGUCUACGCUGCUUCCCGCUCCUCCCCCAGUGAUGAGUCCUCCAGAACAAGAGGGCGGGCCAUCGAAACGUCGAAAAACGAUUCACCCUGCUGCCAAGGGAGACGCCAGACCACCUGUUGACAAUAGUCCAGUGGUCGAGGAAGGUCGAGGGAAGCGCCAGCGGUUCCAAUCCAAACGUGCUGCAGCAGCCAACGACUUCGGCCAAAUCCGUGCUUCACGCAAGGGCAAGUCUGCACGCCAGUAA
Molecule: messenger RNA, 1707 nt
Organism: Suillus plorans
Lineage: Eukaryota; Fungi; Basidiomycota; Agaricomycetes; Boletales; Suillaceae
Exons: 5
Coding region: 1-1707 (568 amino acids)
Source: RefSeq, a predicted model, not a curated record